Molecule: messenger RNA, 2229 nt
Organism: Antechinus flavipes (yellow-footed antechinus)
Lineage: Eukaryota; Metazoa; Chordata; Mammalia; Dasyuromorphia; Dasyuridae
Gene: PEX11A
Product: peroxisomal biogenesis factor 11 alpha
Exons: 3
Coding region: 171-914 (247 amino acids)
Biological process (GO): regulation of peroxisome size; peroxisome fission
Cellular component (GO): peroxisomal membrane
Source: RefSeq, a predicted model, not a curated record
CUUGAGUUGUGCCCGCCCCAUGGGGGUGGAGGGAGCUCGGCCCGACUGGGCUUGGAGAGCCUCUGGUGCCCGGUGCCCCUGGGGACGGCGGCGCCCUUUGUUCCGGUGCGGUCCCCACUCGGUCCCGCUCUGACCGCUGGUCGGUGAGGAGGUGGGCUACGGGCAGCGAGAUGGACGCUUUCACUCGCUUCACCAACCAGACUCAGGGCAGGGACCGGCUCUUCAGAGCCAUUCAAUACACAUGCAUGUUGCUUAGAUAUUUAUUAGAGCCUAAGGCUGAUAGAAAGAAGGUGGUAAUGAAGCUCAAGAAACUGGAAUCUAGUGUGAGCACUGGCCGUAAAUGGUUCAGACUAGGUAAUGUGGUACAUGCUGUCCAGGCAACUCAACAGAGCAUCCAUGUGUCUGAUCUUGUGCCUCGAUUCUGUUUAACCAUAGCCAACCUGAACCGUGUGAUUUACUUUGUUUGCGACACUGUCCUUUGGGUGAGGAGUGUAGGACUCAUCUCUGAUAUCAACAAGGAAAAAUGGCGAAAGUGGGCUGCACGUCAUUACUACUAUUCUCUCCUGCUGAACAUUAUCAGAGAUGUGUAUGAGAUCUCCCUACAAAUGGAGCAGGUUGCUCAGGAAAAGGCAAAAAGAGAGAAAUCAGUGCCCCAGAACCACCUAGGACCUUGUGUAGCCGAUGAAGAAACAGAGUGGCUCCAGACCUUUCUCCUUCUCUUGUUUCGAUCUCUAAGGAAGCAUCCCCCCUUGCUAUUGGACACUGUGAAGAACCUCUGUGAUAUUCUGAAUCCUUUGGACCAGCUUGAUAUUUAUAAAUCUAAUUCUGGAAUCAUUGGACUUGGAGGGCUCCUGUCCUCUAUAGUAGGUAUGAUAACAGUGGCUUAUCCCCAGAUGAAAUUAAGGACUUGUUAAAGUUCUUUUGUGUUGAGUACUAACACCUGUUUGGAAAGGUGACCCUCUGAGUGUGAUGGGCACUUUGCUUAUGACUGAAAAAUGUCAUAUUCAAAUGUGUUUAAAUCAGUUUUUCACAAAAGUGCUUAAUUCCCUAUGCUUUUGUGGGAAGAUGCACUAUAUGUGUAUAUAUCCCUCUGUAUCCCUUUCUCCAAGGUACAUACAAAAAAAUUUCAGAAAUGGUUUCUGAGCCUGCCUAGAAGGAUUGUUGUGAAGAUCCAAUGAGAUGAUAUUUGUAAAAGGCACAUCACAGUGCCUGGCACAUAGUAGAUCCAUAUUAAUGCUUAUUUCUUUCCCUUUUCUUUCUCCCACUAUUGAGUGGGAACUGAGUUUAGAAUCUUUAAAUCCUCUAUCCUUCCCAUUUGAAGUAUAAAUUUUAUCCAUGUAAUAAAGAUUUUGAGUAGUAUAUCUGAUGUGUAAGAACUAAUGAGAAUAUAGGGAGUUUGAUGAAGCUUUUAGGAUACUUUGCUUUUUUUUUAUUUCUGGAAAUUAUUUCUUCUACCCCACAAAAAGUAGAGUAAGUCCUAUUUAUUAAGUAUAGACAUUCUUCAAAGCAUGAAUUCACAACAGCCAUGUCUAAGGUGUUUAAUGCUAGGUUCCAUAAUCUGAUGAUUAUUUUGUCUACAAAUAACUGCUUUCAUAAAAUGAAAGUCUAUUAGUAUAGAAGCUGAGUACGGAUGAGCCACACAGUUUUCUAUGAUAAUCAGGUUUUCAGAUUUAUGGUGUGGGGAUGUAGUUUAUUUCUGAAUAAAGUGGUAAAGAAAGAAAGAAAUCUAAAUUAAAAAGCAUAAUUUACUAUGAUCAUAUUUGGAAUAUUGAGUUACAGUGAGAAGCAAGUUUUGAUGGCAUAUGCUCAUUCUUUAAUAGCCAUCUUUCUCGGGGCCUUAAGUCAUUGAUGAAUAUAUACUAGUUCUGCUCUUGACAGGUAUUACAUGAUGGAAGUAAUAAUACAUCAUUAGUUAAGGAAUUGGUAAGUGGUUUAAUACAGUAGUCUAGUUUGAUUUUUUUAGUGGUUCUCAAAAACAAAUAUUUUAUAAGCCAUAUGUAUUCAGCUUCUGAAAGAAAUUUGACUCCUUCUUUUGAAGACCACAUUCAAGUAUGUGACUUAAUUCCAUUUUUAGGCAAGGGAUCAGAUAUGGAAGAGACUGAAUUUGAGAAUUUUUUAAGUAAAAUGAAAAAUGUCCGGUCAAAACAAAUUUUCUCAAUAAUCUUAUUUUUAUAUCAUGAUGCUCAAUUGUAAUGUAAAUUAAUUAUGACAAAUAAAUUGUUGAAUCUA